AUGACUGACCGCCAAGAAUGGCAUGCUGUACGACCCGAAGGUCUUGCUGCGCGGAUAUUGAGCGUCACUAUUGGCUUCACCGUCGCCUGCCUCCUAGUUGUUGGUUCAAGGGUAUGGCUGCGAUUGAGGCUAUCGACAUUCGGCACCGAAUAUUAUCUCAUGUGUGCGGGAGUCACUCUCAACAUGGUGCACAACGCUGUUGUCAUGUAUGGGACGUUCACGGGGAUUGGCUCUCCUGACUCCAAGCUGAACACUGCCAUUAUGAUUGAGGGCGCAAAGGCUAUCGUCUUAUGGCAAAUAUUCUACGUCAGUGGCUCUCUGCUUAUCAAAACCAGUAUCUGCGCAACGCUCGUUCGCAUCGCUACUCGACGCCGAUUUAUCUGUACUUUGUACGGGCUAGUAGCAAUGUCAGCAGUAUCGACUUUGAUCGCCAUCUUAGAGGUUCUCGUUAGGUGUAAACCAGUGGCUGCAUCUUGGGAUCCAUCUCUCGGUUCUUGUCUUGACCAAACGAUUAUUAUCACCCUUACAUACGUUGUUUCGGUCAUCAACAUCAUCAACGACUUUGCGGUAGCGAUAAUUCCGGCCUUUAUGCUGUGGGACAUACACAUGCGGAGGCGACUGGAGGUCUUGACUAUCUUCAUUUUGGGGCUGGGAAUUCUCGCAUCAACCGCGACGAUUAUCCGUAUGCCUUAUUCCUCUGCGUAUAGUAACCCCGCAAACCUUCUUCGGAACGUUGGCAACAUCAUUCUUUGGACCGUCGUCGAAUGCGGUAUGGGGAUCAUUGCCGGAUGCCUUCCUAUGCUUCGCCAGCUUUUCAAGGGGCUUGCGAAAGAGUUGAGCAACAAAGAUGACACAUAUGCCCUUCGGGAACGCUCAGGAACGAUGGCUCUAGGCCAUGGCCGAAGCCGGAGUAAUCGAGAGAGCCCCCCUGACACGGAAACCGACAGCACACAUGGGAUCAUCAAAACGACCAGAAUCGAUGAGGGAUGCUCAGUCAUGCUUGCAGACAUUGAGUUGAGGCCCGGAGCUGAAGCGACUGUGGCCAAGUAUUUCAAGGACUCUAUCGAUGCCAACGGCGCCUACGCCAUUUUCCACGAGACAGACGUUUCCGACUGAAACCAGAUCAACUCAUUGUGGGCUACUGCACUCGAAAUCUUCCCGCUAGUUGAUUUCGUCUGCAACGGCGCUGGUGUUUAUGAGCCUCCGUCAAGCUGUUUCUGGAAUGCCCCUGGGAUUUCUCCUCUCGCUCAAGACCCAUUUGAUGCUGAAAUUGGGCAAUACAAGACAUUCGCGGUCAACACAAUUGGACCAAUUCGAUUGGCUCAAAUUGCCAUUGACUAUUGGCUCCAGAACCGCAGCAUCGAGGGCAACCUUCUUUGGAUCGCAAGUCUAGGCGGAUACGUCCAUCCAAUGCAUACGCCCGUGUACUUUGCCAGCAAAGCUGCCAUCGUAAGCAUGGUCAAGAGUCUUGGUGGUCUCAGGAAGGAGCUGGGAAUCCGAAAUGCUGCAGUUUGUCCUGGAGCAGUUUAUGUGAGUGGCCAAGAAGACCCUGCAAUACCAAUUUCUUCUCACGGUUCUUCUUUCAUCCCGAAAACAAACUGAC
This is a messenger RNA of Colletotrichum godetiae, 1603 nucleotides long. RefSeq lists its product as uncharacterized. NCBI's taxonomy places the organism in Eukaryota, Fungi, Ascomycota, Sordariomycetes, Glomerellales, Glomerellaceae. The transcript has 6 exons. Bases 1 to 1116 code for a protein of 371 amino acids. The record is from RefSeq and is a predicted model, not a curated record.